AUGCCUCUCGAGAAGCGCAACCAGUUCCUCGACGCCGAGGAGAGCGACGACGACGGCAGCCAGGGCUACGACUCCGAGGCCGAGGAGCUGAGGAAAGGCGGCGGCCGCACCGCCAAGCGCAGAAAAGUCGACGAUGCCAGCGACGACGAGGGCGCCCUGAGCGAUGCCAGCGACGACGAGGACGCCCUGAGCGAUGCCGGCUCCGGUAGCGACGAGGAAGACAGGGCAAGCGAUCAAGAUGAAGAAGACCACGACGACGCCGCAGCCGCCCAGCUCCGCCAAGAGUCUCUCGACAUCAGCACCAGCCAACCGCACGAAUCAGAGGACGGCGAAGAACCCUUCGCGGCAGAGGAGGAGGAGGAAGAAGAAGAAGAACAAGACACAAAACAAAAGACCAAGCCCCAGUCCCAACACGAGCUCCCAGGCCUCUCCAAGCCCCUCUCCAAAAAGAACCUCGUGGCCAGCGAGGCCGCCGUCCGCAAGUCGGGCGUGGUCUACAUCUCCCGCCUGCCGCCCUUCAUGAAGCCCCAGAAGCUACGCUCCCUGCUCGAGGCCCACGGCGCCAUCAACCGCAUCUUCUGCUCGCCCGAGGACCCGGCGGCCCACGCCCGGCGCGUGCGCGCGGGGGGCAACAAGAAGAAGUCAUACACGGAGGGCUGGGUCGAGUUCGUGCGCAAGAAGGACGCCAAGCGCGCCUGCGAGCUGCUCAACGCGCAGACCAUCGGCGGCAAGAAGGGCAGCUACUACCGCGACGACAUCUGGACGCUGCGCUACCUCAAGGGCUUCAAGUGGCACCACCUGACGGAGCAGAUCUCGGCCGAGAACGCCGAGCGCACGAGCCGCAUGCGCGCCGAGAUCGCAAAGACGACGCGCGAGAACAAGGAGUUUGUGCGCAACGUCGAGCAGGCCAAAGUGCUCGACGGCAUGCGCGCCAAGCGCGAGGCGAAGCGCAAGGCCGCGGACCGCGACGAGGACGACGCCGCGGCUGCUGGGAAGAGGAGCAAGAAGAGUAAGAAGAGCGAGAAGGACGGCGGCGCCGCGGAGGAGCGCACGACGACGUUUAAGCAGAUACCCCUGGUCGACAAGAAGAAGAAGGAGAGGAUAGAGCAGCCCGAGCAGGUGCAGAGGGUGUUGAGUAAGAUUUUCUAA
Messenger RNA from Thyridium curvatum, 1149 nucleotides. RefSeq lists its product as uncharacterized. Gene Ontology annotation, biological process: endonucleolytic cleavage in ITS1 to separate SSU-rRNA from 5.8S rRNA and LSU-rRNA from tricistronic rRNA transcript (SSU-rRNA, 5.8S rRNA, LSU-rRNA); small-subunit processome assembly; endonucleolytic cleavage to generate mature 5'-end of SSU-rRNA from (SSU-rRNA, 5.8S rRNA, LSU-rRNA). Gene Ontology annotation, molecular function: RNA binding. The record is from RefSeq and is a predicted model, not a curated record. Gene Ontology annotation, cellular component: nucleolus. The transcript has a single exon. Bases 1 to 1149 code for a protein of 382 amino acids. NCBI's taxonomy places the organism in Eukaryota, Fungi, Ascomycota, Sordariomycetes, Thyridiales, Thyridiaceae.